Erythranthe guttata (spotted monkey flower) is the source of this 335-nucleotide messenger RNA. RefSeq lists its product as uncharacterized. NCBI's taxonomy places the organism in Eukaryota, Viridiplantae, Streptophyta, Magnoliopsida, Lamiales, Phrymaceae. The record is from RefSeq and is a predicted model, not a curated record.
UAUAUAUAUAUAUAUAUAAUAGAAGAAGGUGAAAUAGAGAGAUAGAGAGAAUAGAAGAAUGAAGGAUUAUGCAGCAGUAAUGAUAGGUACAGCACUAUUUGCAUUUCUCUCGCCUGGUUUGCUGAUUCAACUUCCUGGAAAGCAUAGGCCCCUCGAUUUUCUCAACAUGAAAACAAGUUUUGUCUCCAUUUUCAUACACACUCUUCUCUACGGUCUUCUUCUUAUUCUCUUCCUCCUCAUUCUUAACAUUCAUCUCUAUGCUUAAUUAAUAAUAUAUUACCCCUCUCUCUAAUUUUAACUUCUGUAAUUUAUGUCAUCUUUUAUGUUAUUACUCA